This is a messenger RNA of Conger conger (European conger), 4220 nucleotides long. RefSeq names its product adaptor related protein complex 2 subunit beta 1 (gene ap2b1). The transcript is spliced from 22 exons. Gene Ontology annotation, biological process: intracellular protein transport; vesicle-mediated transport. The coding region runs from base 175 to 3030 and encodes 951 amino acids. Gene Ontology annotation, molecular function: clathrin binding. The record is from RefSeq and is a predicted model, not a curated record. NCBI's taxonomy places the organism in Eukaryota, Metazoa, Chordata, Actinopteri, Anguilliformes, Congridae. Gene Ontology annotation, cellular component: membrane coat; clathrin adaptor complex.
CGCAGCUCCUCCUCCGCUAGCUCGUUGCCCUUUUUCCUCAUCUUGUUUUCCGGGAGAGCUCCAUCGUCCUCGGUUGCUCCGCCGCUGCAGUAAAAGGAGGCAAAACAGCAUCUUUCAUUAGCGUCACGCCAAACAGCUUCACGUAACUAGCCGUGAUUAGGAAAAACUGCAAUAAUGACUGAUUCAAAGUACUUUACCACAAACAAAAAAGGAGAGAUCUUUGAGCUGAAAGCUGAGCUGAACAAUGAGAAGAAGGAGAAGCGGAAGGAGGCGGUGAAGAAGGUCAUCGCUGCCAUGACCGUGGGCAAGGAUGUGAGUUCCCUUUUCCCAGAUGUGGUGAACUGCAUGCAGACAGACAACCUGGAGCUGAAGAAGCUGGUGUACCUGUACCUAAUGAACUACGCCAAGAGCCAGCCUGACAUGGCCAUCAUGGCCGUCAACAGCUUUGUCAAGGACUGCGAAGACCCGAACCCGCUGAUUCGGGCCCUGGCGGUGCGCACCAUGGGCUGCAUCCGCGUGGACAAGAUCACAGAGUACCUGUGUGAGCCGCUGCGCAAGUGUCUGAAGGACGAGGACCCGUACGUGCGCAAGACGGCCGCCGUGUGCGUGGCCAAGCUGCACGAUAUCAACGCCCAGAUGGUGGAGGACCAGGGCUUCCUGGACUCCCUGAGGGACCUCAUCGCCGACUCCAACCCCAUGGUGGUUGCCAAUGCUGUUGCCGCUCUGUCGGAGAUCAGCGAGUCGCACCCCAACAGCAACCUGCUGGACCUGAACCCCCAGAACAUCAACAAGCUGCUGACGGCCCUGAACGAGUGCACUGAGUGGGGCCAGAUCUUCAUCCUGGACUGCCUCUCCAACUACAACCCCAAAGACGAGCGCGAGGCCCAGAGUAUCUGCGAGCGGGUCACCCCCAGGCUGUCCCACGCCAACUCGGCAGUGGUGCUGUCGGCCGUCAAGGUGCUGAUGAAGUUCCUGGAGCUGCUGCCCAAAGACUCGGACUACUACAACACCCUGCUGAAGAAGCUGUCCCCUCCCCUGGUCACCCUGCUGUCCGGGGAGCCCGAGGUGCAGUACGUGGCCCUGAGGAACAUCAACCUCAUCGUCCAGAAGAGGCCUGAGAUCCUGAAGCAGGAGAUUAAGGUGUUCUUCGUCAAGUACAACGACCCCAUCUACGUCAAGCUGGAGAAACUGGACAUCAUGAUCCGCCUGGCCUCCCAGGCCAACAUCGCCCAGGUCCUGGCCGAGCUGAAGGAGUACGCCACCGAGGUGGACGUGGACUUUGUGCGCAAGGCUGUGAGGGCCAUCGGCCGCUGCGCCAUCAAAGUGGAGCAAUCAGCAGAGCGCUGUGUGAGCACCCUGCUGGACCUUAUCCAGACCAAGGUCAACUACGUGGUGCAGGAGGCCAUAGUGGUCAUACGGGAUAUCUUCCGCAAGUACCCCAACAAGUACGAGAGCAUCAUCGCCACGCUGUGUGAGAACCUGGACUCCCUGGACGAGCCUGACGCGCGGGCGGCCAUGAUCUGGAUCGUGGGCGAAUACGCCGAGAGGAUCGACAACGCCGACGAGCUGCUGGAGAGCUUCCUGGAGGGCUUCCACGACGAGAGCACACAGGUCCAGCUCACCCUGCUGACAGCCAUCGUGAAGCUGUUCCUGAAGAAGCCCUCGGAGACCCAGGAGCUGGUGCAGCAGGUCCUCAGCCUGGCCACACAGGACUCGGACAACCCCGACCUGCGCGACCGCGGCUACAUCUACUGGCGCCUGCUGUCCACCGACCCCGUGACGGCCAAGGAGGUGGUGCUGUCGGAGAAGCCCCUGAUCUCGGAGGAGACGGACCUGAUCGAGCCCACCCUGCUGGACGAGCUCAUCUGCCACAUCGGCUCCCUGGCCUCCGUCUACCACAAGCCCCCCAACGCCUUCGUGGAGGGCAGCCACGGCAUCCACCGCAAGCACCUGCCCAUCCAGCCCGGCAGCAUCGACACAGGAGAGAGCCCCGUUAGCGCGUGCCCCGCCGCCCCCCUGGACCAGCCUCAGGUCAUCCCCUCCCAGGGAGACCUCCUGGGGGACCUGCUCAACCUGGACCUGGGCCCCCCGGUCAAUGUGCCCCAGGUGUCCUCCAUGCAGAUGGGGGCGGUCGACCUGCUGGGCGGUGGGCUGGACAGCCUGCUCGGGGGAGACCUGGGAGGCGGUGUUGGGGGAAGUCCAGCAGUGGGGCAGAACUUCAUCCCAUCCUCGGUGCCCAGCACUUUCGCCCCCUCGCCCACCCCGGCGGCCCUGAGUAGCGGCCUCAACGACCUGUUCGAGCUCUCCAGCGGCAUGGCCAUCACCACCGGGGGCUUCGUGUCCCCUAAAGCCGUGUGGCUGCCGGCUGUCAAGGCCAAAGGGCUGGAGAUCGCCGGAACCUUCUCUCGCAGACAGGGCCACAUGUACAUGGACAUGUCCUUCACCAACAAGGCCCUGCAGCACAUGACCGACUUCGCCAUCCAGUUCAACAAGAACAGUUUUGGGAUGAUCCCGACUACGCCCCUGCCCAUCCACACCCCGCUCAUGCCCAGCCAGAGCAUCGACAUCUCCCUGCCCCUCAACACCAUUGGACCGGUCAUGAAGAUGGACCCCCUCAACAACCUGCAGGUGGCUGUGAAGAACAACAUCGAUGUCUUCUACUUCAGCUGCCUCAUUCCUCUCAGUAUUUUCUUUGUGGAGGAUGGAAAAAUGGAGCGCCAAGUCUUCCUGGCCACUUGGAAGGACAUUCCGAACGAGAACGAGCUUCAGUACCAGAUCAAGGACUGCCACUUAAACGCAGAUACCGUCUCCGGAAAGCUCCAGAACAACAACAUCUACACCAUCGCCAAGCGGAACGUGGAGGGCCAGGACAUGCUCUACCAGUCCCUCAAGCUCACUAACGGCAUCUGGAUCCUGGCAGAGCUACGCAUCCAACCUGGCAACCCCAACUACACGCUCUCCCUGAAGUGCCGCGCUCCAGAGGUGUCCCAGUACGUGUACCACGUCUACGACUCCGUCCUGAAGAACUGAGGACGGACGCCCCCCUCCACCCAAACCUCCACUUUUACUCUUUCUAUUCUCUAAUUUUUUUUAUGUUCAAAUGUCAUCUCCAUUCGCAAAAGGCACUAAUGUCCCCACCCCCACCCCCACCCCCACCCCCCCCAAAACUAAACUGUCGUGUUGCCAAGGCGAGCGAAGUGCGGCUGCUACCACGGGUCUUAGCGGGAGAGCCGCUCUUCAUCCGCAAACCCCCCUCCUCCUCCUCUUCCUCCUCCUCCUCUCGCGACCACCAUUUUGUACUGUACAGCACGUCUUAAGUGUUUUCGUUUUUGUCGUUCUUUAUGGGUAUCAUUGUUUUCGUAAUGGUCCGUAUGCUUUAAGUAGUUCAUUGCCAUGCCUGUUUAACCAUUCCAGGAAAAAGAGCAUUUCCCCCCCCGGUGAUACUGUAGAUUAUCAGAGCGUUCCAUUGGUGAGGCAUUAAUGACCAAUACCACUCUCUCUAUCUUUCUCUCUCUCUCUCCCCCUACCUUUUUCUCUCUCUUUCCCUCUCACAAAUUUUAUGCUUCUUUACUUCAGUGGGUGAGUUUGGCCUGAGCCAGAAUGGUGGCCAGUUAAGAGCCAUAAGCCGACUAAUGCAACCUUGAGAGGGUCAGAUGCUACGACUUUAGCGGCUCAGUUAAGUUAAUCUUUUUUUUUUUGUAACCACUGCGCAUACCACUAUUUAUGGUAGCUAUUCCAAUGUUUACUGAAGCCAUCCUCGCUUUCUGAACGUUUAUGGUUUGUCUGUCCUCCCUUUAAACAGUCGGGCCUUAAGCGCGAGGUCGACGACUCCGCGCACACUCCCGAUAUCUCGACGUUUUCACAGUGCCCUUUCCGUUUGCUCUCCUACACAACCAGCCGUACUUGUACGCUCGAGACCAUACCAACGCCCCUCUCCCUCAGAGUACUCACAGCCUAACCUGUCGUUUUGGCAUUGUCAAACGGCCAUUAAACAGACAGAGGAAACUGCUUAUGCUGCGUUCUCAUGGGUCACUGUAGACGACACAACAGCACUUUUGGGACGGCGCAGGGAAAAGGGCCGGGCGGCGUGGUAGGAAAUGAAAUGUACGUUGCUAUGGCGAUGGUGCUGGUUAAUUGUUUUAUAAUGCAGGUAGUUUCCGACAUGGAUAGGAAAACGACAAUUGCGUUUGGUUGAGCUCGUUAUCUAUGUUGGGGGGGGG